Messenger RNA from Schizosaccharomyces osmophilus, 1611 nucleotides. It is a transcript of the gene pcf1, whose product is annotated as histone H3-H4 chaperone, CAF assembly factor (CAF-1) complex subunit A Pcf1. Gene Ontology annotation, cellular component: nucleus; CAF-1 complex. Bases 1 to 1611 code for a protein of 536 amino acids. The transcript has a single exon. NCBI's taxonomy places the organism in Eukaryota, Fungi, Ascomycota, Schizosaccharomycetes, Schizosaccharomycetales, Schizosaccharomycetaceae. Gene Ontology annotation, biological process: nucleosome assembly. The record is from RefSeq and is a predicted model, not a curated record.
AUGGACGUUGACGAGAAUAUAUCAAGUAAAUGUGAAAUUGCUAGUCAAGAUUCACAGAAUGAUCCAAUUACUAAGGAGGAGGGCGGCUCUGAAGGGGCAUAUGCAAAUAAAAAUGAUGGUGUAAAUAAUACUAUGGACGUUGACGACUUACCUCUUUCAGAAGACUCAGCUUUGUCAAAGUCUAGUAAACGGAAGCGUACGAAUACGGAAUCCAUAGAAGCUGCCAAUGAACGAAAGCUAGAGCGGCAAAGAAUUCAAGAAGAGAAGGCUAGGAAAAAAGAAGAAGAUCGUCUUCGUCGUGAGCGAGAACGAGAGCAACGUGAGAUAGAAAAAAAGCAACGAGAAGAAGAACGGCUGGCUGCGAAGAAGAAGCGUGAACUAGAAAAAAUGGAGAAGGAACUUGAACAGCAAAAGAAAAAAGAAGAACGGGAUCAAAAACAAAGAGAAAAGGAAGAGGCAUUGCGCGUUAAACAAGAACAAUUCGCUAGUAGAGAAAAGCAGCAGCUCAAAUUGAAUAAUUUCUUCUCUAGAGGGAAAGCCUCUAACAAAGAGUCUCCCGUCAGAGAACAGGAACAACCAGCAACGGACUUUGAUAAGACCUUUCGUCCCUUCUUUUUGAAAAGCCAAACAGCAUUUGCAAAAUUUCCUCCUUGUGCGCAUUCUUUUGAUCAAUUGGAUAAGCUAUUGACUUCCACCUCUGAUGACUCAUUAACUAUUAAAAAAUUACUUUCUUCGAGUCGCUCUUCCCGGUCUACAACAAAACCACCUCUUGCAGGAUCGCCGAAAGGCUUCCAAUCUCAGUGGGUAAAACAAUGCAUGGAAAGGUUUCAGGAUCCAAUCACCAGUAAUCCAGAAGAUAUAUUACAACAGGUCUCUAAAGCCCCCAUAAAACUUAUAUACUUUGCUGAGGACAUUCGUCCUCCUUAUUUCGGAACGUUUACCAAACAGCACACUGAGGAAGACGUAUACGUCAAUCCAUGGCUUGAAGACAAGAGUAUAGAUUAUGGCUAUGAUUCCGAAGCUGAAUGGGUUGCUGAUGAUGAAGAAGGCGAAGAUUUGGAUAGCGAAGAUGAUGAGCUGGAUAAUUCAGAUGACAAUUUGGAUGAGGCAGAUGCUGGUUUUGUCGAUGACGAUAAUGAUAAAGAAAGUGCUUCAUCUGAAAGAGCAAAUGGUUUGGUUGGUCCUUUACAGCCGAUUAUCGAAGGGCCAUGCUGGGACUCUAAUUUUCUCUCUGAUUUUUCAUGUAUCUCUUUGCUAGAUCCUAUAACGCCUUUCUCUACUUCCUCUAGCUUUCGAAUCAAUCCUCAAAAAAAUUAUUGGGCUCCUCGGGGACGUUCAUCAGAAGUAUCAGUUUCUUCUACUACCCAAGAUACUUCCCCUUCUAGCUUACAGGUAAAAUUACCUUCUGAAGAUCUACCAAACUUCCUCGGCUAUAUCAUCAAAUCCCACGAAAACAAAAUCCUUUUAAUUGAACAUCUACGACAACUCUUUCCUCAUGUCACUAAGAAUGUUAUAAGUGACACCCUCAACAAGGUCGCCGUUCGCCGUGGUAAAGCUGUUUCCGAUGGUUGGGAUAUUAAACAAGAAUUUCAGUCAUUCCUUUCUUCUUAG